AUAAAGAUGAAUAACAGAAAAUGAGUUCUUAAGAAAUUCAUGUGCACAAAAAGAACAGAUUAAAAGGCUAGUGGACGUCGAUUGAGGCAUCGUGUCGGAUUCCUAAUUAAGCUAUCUUACUAAAUGUUUUCUUAUUCACUAUUUCUUGUGCUUUUUUCAUGUAACUUUUUUGUAAGUUUGCGAGGAAGUUCUUGGAAUGAGAUAUCUUAUAAGAACAUUCUGACUUCUUUGAAUGUUACUGAACUAAAUCUUACCACAUUGGAUGUGCUUCUGGAAAAUUUAAGAUUGCGAAAUUGUAGCCGGGGACAUUCAAGCGAAGCUGAUUGUCGGCACAGAUGUCUGACUUCAAAGUAUUUGUUUGAAAGGCACGAAAUAAAUUACAGUGAGAAUGUCAGUGCUAGAAAGCUCGCUGAGUUGUCAACAAGCCUCCUCUACUUUAUGUUACCAAAGAAUUCUGGGGUAAAAGAAUGUCAAAAUGGCGACGAUAUCACUAUGUAUAAGCGGUUUCUGCUGUACUAUCAAACAAAGGGACGUAUUUGUUUGCGAUUACUUGAUAGGAUACUACGAAGUCUAAAGGAAGAAUGCAGAAAAGAUGAUCCCAAGCAAAGAUUUUCUGCUGUGCAUCUUUUUGCGCUAAUGAAUUUUUCAGAACAUAAGGAACUUGACGAAGAACAAUUUUCAACAAUAAGCAUUAUGAUAAUUUCAAAUCUCUUAAAUGGAUCAUGUAUGGAUGUACCGGACAGCCAUGACUUAUUACUGCCAUGCCGGUCUUAUUUUACAUCUAAACUUUUUGAACAUUUUGGUACAGUGGAUGGUCGUUUAACAUAUGAGAAAUUUGAACUAAUGUUAAAACAUAUGGGUCUUGGAAAUAACAGUGAGCAUCAUGUUGAGGAGGCUGAUGAACAUGAUGAUCAUAAACGUAAAAAACGUGACAAUUCCCAUGAACAUGAAGUGCAGGAUAAUGUAAAUACACUAAUGAAUCCGUCCAGCAAGGAGUGCUACUCUGCAGAUGAUCUGGCACUGGUAUUUUCCAUCAAUAAAAGUAUUGGUAUUGAUAGCAAUGAAUUCAAUCAGAUAUGCCCAGCCUUGAUUGAACAAUUGGAGUCAAAGUCUUGUGUGAAAGUGACAGAAAAAGGAAAUGGAACCCAUACAUCUAAAUAUGUUUGGUUGUAUGGCUUCGUGUCCGUAUUAUUAAUAAGUUUACUAUCACUCGCUGGUAUCGCAGUAAUUCCCACCAUGAAAGGAAAUAUGUAUAAAAAGAUCAUCAUCGUUCUAGUUGGUCUUGCUAUUGGUACCCUCACAGGAGAUGCCCUGUUCCAUCUGAUACCACAUGCCGCCGGUUUUCAUGCGAGUAGUCAUGGGCAUGGAGAUGGACAUGAUUCUGAACAUACAGGCGACGACAAGGCAUUUUUGUGGAAAUUUUUAGUUGUGGCUUCUGGUGUUUAUGGUUUCUUUCUAUUUGAAACAUUUACGCAUCUUUUCUUGAGUUCCAGUGGUCAUGGCCACUCUCACAAUAUCGAGCAUACUCGCAAACACAGUCCGUUUGAAAGGAAUAAUUCAUGCCGUACAGUGGAACGCCAUGAGAUGCGCCUUGCCUCGAGUACACAGCAUCAUGAGACACCUGCUCAUACUCAUACUCAUGAUACGACGCAAGUUAUAUUUAACCGGGUUAGCGGCAAGGCGGAAGAAAAGGCUUUAAAAUCUAAAACUGAUGAUCAGAAUCACGAUGACAAUAUCCCAAGUUUAUUAAAAAGUUCAUCCCAUGGAUCUGAGAAGAAAAAGAUUAGUUCUGUUGGUUGGAUGAUCAUAAUAGGAGAUACAAUACAUAAUAUAACUGAUGGCAUUGCCAUCGGGGCGGCAUUCACGCAAGACGUUGGUGGAGGGUUGAGCACAUCUAUUGCUGUGUUUUGUCAUGAAUUACCACACGAAUUAGGCGAUUUUGCUGUGUUGGUUUCAUCAGGAAUGACAAUAAAACAAGCCAUGCUGGCCAACUUCUUAUCAGCUUGCUCAAGUUUCAUUGGCUUGGUUAUUGGGAUUUUAAUAGGCCAGCAGACAGAAGAGGGAAAUCAGUGGAUAUUUGCAGUCAUGGGAGGGAUGUUUCUAUAUAUUGCAUUGGUUGAUAUGUUACCGGAGUUGAUGCACAGCGAAGAGCUUGGUGGAGCAGGCAGACUGCAAAUAUUUCUUCUUCAAAACAUAGGAAUCUUACUCGGCUUUGUUCUUAUGCUUUUAAUUGCAUAUUUUGAGGAAGACCUCGUAAUAUCCGAGUGAUCAAAACAGUGACCUACACAGCAGAUAUAUAAUAUAAAAGCAUGUUGUUUUAUGAGAUUUAUAUGAAGAAGUUAAAUAUGCAUUAAAAUAUUUUAGACAUACAUAAAUGUCUUAUCAGCGAUGCUUAUAUAGGAUGCCAGGAUACAAAACAAAGAAUGCAGUGAUAUACUGUUAAAUGUUUAACGCAGAAGGUUCAUUCACAGUGCAAUGCUAGCCUAGAACAGUAGAACGAAGGGUUUAAACUUAAAACAAGGCCACUAUGUCUAUGAACCGCUUUAACCGAUGCUCUGCAUGUUCGAAAAUAAACUUUCAGUAAAAUCAUUAAUGAAGGGUUUUUCGAAAUUUUAAAAUGCGGUUCAAAAGAAAUCAGUAGAAUUACAUUUUGCCUAAAAACAAUAGA
Molecule: messenger RNA, 2668 nt
Organism: Dendronephthya gigantea
Lineage: Eukaryota; Metazoa; Cnidaria; Anthozoa; Malacalcyonacea; Nephtheidae
Product: zinc transporter ZIP6-like
Exons: 10
Coding region: 124-2268 (714 amino acids)
Biological process (GO): zinc ion import across plasma membrane; intracellular zinc ion homeostasis
Cellular component (GO): membrane
Molecular function (GO): zinc ion transmembrane transporter activity
Source: RefSeq, a predicted model, not a curated record